CAGGCCCGCGCUGCAGCAUUUGUGGCCAUCCCCAUCAUUCGUCUUCGUCUCUUGUCCAUCGAGUCCAUUUUCCACGGAUCCGCUGCACUCUCUUUUGUUGUCCAUUUGCUUGACGGGCCAACUAUUUUGCCCACUCCUUUCCUCGGCCUGACAGGAGGAGUGGUAGAUUAUCGACAGAAAUCGGCAGAUCUGGCUUCGUGACGUUCUGCCGAUUUUGAUCUUUGAAAAAAAUUUGUGUCAUUCCGCCAAUCUCGAGGACUUUUGUAAAUAUUGUUGAUGGAUGCAGCGCGUUGCGGUUUCGGGGAGAAACGAGGUUGAGGUGUGGAGCUCUCGGGCUCAACCCCCGCGCGUUCUACCCAUCUCGGAGGAGUAUCUUAUGAUCAACCAGUACCACGAUUCCUCCAAACGUUAUGCUCGUGAAAUCACCUUUUGGUUUACCCUGCCUGACCUGGCGAGGGAGCAGUGUACGUUGUUGAUCUCGUUCGGAGCGCGCCAAAACUCGGGGCUUCCCUGUGAGCGCUGGAUUCGCUUUGGCUCGACGGAGUGGAAGCCCUGAUUCAAAUCACAGGGUGUCUUUUAUGUGCUUAUUUCAACAUACUACAUUUUGUUUGGAGUGAUAGGGGUAGGCAUUGUCCACCUUUGCCGCUGCUCAGAUUCAGACGGCAAGAUUCUGCGGGUUUCUCAUCUGAACUUUGAGUGGCAAUUUGAAUGCGGUAACGAGGGAUGGCAUUUGCGUCGUCCCCCCAUAAAAAUGGGACAGGCCUGAACGCUCGCUCGACAGGACGGUUGGACAAUAGACCAGGUUCUGUAAAUUCCACGAUCAAACCAGUGACUCCUCCUGCCCCAGCGACGGCUUCACCCCCUAUGCGUCCCAAAUCUGCAUCUCCAUCUUCGUCGGUCAACACAGGAACAAGGCGCGGUUCUGGGAAGAAUGGCAGUGACAAUGGCGGAGGAUUGUGGCCGUACAAUUGUCUCAAUGAACAACUGAAUUUUGGGAGAAUAUGUACCGCAUGGGAGAAACUUAUUCUUACUAAUUACUUUGCUUGUAGUACCUGGCAGAGUGAGGGUGGCUGUAAGGCUUCGGCCCAGAAAUGGGGAGGAAAUGGUCGCUGAUAUGGACUUUGCCGACUGUGUGGAGCUUCAACCAGAGCUGAAGAGACUGAAGUUGCGGAAGAACAAUUGGGACUGCGAAACGUAUCAGUUCGACGAAAUCCUCACCGAAACAGCUUCCCAAAAGCGAGUCUAUGAAGUUGUGGCCAAGCCAGUUGUGGAGAGUGUACUGGAAGGUUAUAAUGGCACGGUUAUGGCUUAUGGUCAAACUGGUACCGGGAAGACUUUCACUCUGGGACGACUUGGAGAGGAGGACACAGCUGAUCGAGGAAUCAUGGUGCGUGCCAUGGAAGACAUUUUGGCAAAUGUAUCCUCAGUAGACGACACCGUAACAGUCUCCUAUCUUCAGCUGUACAUGGAGACUGUGCAAGAUCUACUAGCUCCCGAGAAGGACAACAUAGCCAUUGUGGAGGAUCCUAAAACCGGAGAUGUAUCAGUACCUAGCGCUACACAUGUUGAGUUACAGGAUCAACGAAGUUUUGUGCGCUUAUUGCAAGCUGGAGAAGCCAAUCGUUUCGCUGCCAAUACCAAGUUAAAUACGGAGUCUUCUAGAAGUCAUGCCAUUUUGCUGGUCAAUGUAAGAAAGGUCGUCAAACCGAAAACUGGAGACAGGGAGCUCAUCGUUUUGAAUGAGAAUGGAGGUAGCCCCCAGGUGGGGAAGAACAUACGUGCACCCACUGUCAGAAAAAGCAAGCUGCUGAUUGUUGAUCUUGCGGGAUCCGAGCGGGUUGAUAAAUCAGGUAGUGAGGGGCAUACCCUUGAAGAGGCCAAAUCAAUCAAUCUGUCUCUCACAGCUUUAGGGAAGUGCAUCAAUGCCCUCGCUGAGAACAGUCCACAUGUACCUAUACGAGAUUCCAAAUUGACCAGAAUGCUUCGCGAUUCGUUUGGAGGAACUGCAAGGACCUCGUUGAUAGUGACGAUUGGACCAUCGCCUCGUCAUCGUGGAGAAACGGCUAGCACCAUCAUGUUCGGUCAAAGAGCUAUGAAGGUCGAAAACAUGGUGAAGUUAAAAGAGGAGUUCGACUACAAAAGCCUUUGUCGAAGGUUGGAGACAGAACUUGAUAGACUUGUCGCAGAAAAUGAGAGACAGGUGAAGGCUAGGCAAGACGAAGAAGAAGAGAAUGAGAGGAAGCUUGAGGACACCCGAGAGUGUGCUGCGGAAGCGGAAAGCAAACUCGCCGCUGCCAUGGAGUCCAUUGAGGCGGAGAGAAAGAAGUUUCAGCAGGAUCUUGCAGAAGCACAUCAAAAUCUGGAGAAAGCAGAGAAGGAGUUGAAAAAUAUCUCUCAAGAUUAUCAGCAUGAGAAGAAGGAGAGAAAUUCACAUGCAGAAAAGUUGAAGCUACAGAGAGACCUUACAGAUGCUAUGCAAAAGCAUCAAAAGGAACUCACAGAUGAGAAACAAAGGCAACAGAAGGAACUCGCGGACGCAAUUCAGAAUCUUGAGUUAGAACGUGGUCAAAGGAAAAGGUUGGAACAAGAGCUUAAUCAGGCUACUCAAGAGCUUAAUGAGGCUACUCAACAUCUGCAUGUUAAGAACGAGUCGCUUGAGCAAGGCAACGAAGUUCUGGAAUUGAAGCUCUUACUUGAGAAAGAAACUCAGUUGAGAGAGGAAUUGGAGCAGGAAAUACAAACCUUAAAAUCACAGCCACCCAAGCUGCCAAAUGGGAUUGAGGCAAAGCACAAUGAGGAACUCCUCGCCCUAAGACGUAGACUGGAUGAAGAGCUCAAACAUAGGGAGAGGCUGGAAGAGGAGGUUCGAACUUUGAGAGAGCAGCUGACGGUGCUCAGUGACGAGGGUGAAGAGUCACGGAAGAUAAUCGACAAAGUAGGAUCCGGGCGAAGUUCUGAAGGAUCACAGAGCCCGAGCGUGCACAAGCCAACUAGUCAUAUGAGGGAUACAAUAAAUGGUCAAAGAGCAACAAUCGCAAAGCUUUUUGAACAAGUUGGUUUGCAGAAAAUAUUGUCGUUGUUGGAGUCUGAAGAUGUCGACGUCCGUGUACAUGCUGUCAAGGUGGUUGCAAAUCUUGCAGCUGAAGAGGCUAACCAGGAGAAGAUCGUGGAGGCUGGAGGAUUGGGGUCAUUGCUUAUGCUUUUGCAAAGCUCUGAAGAUGAGACCAUUCGUCGUGUGGCCGCCGGUGCUGUUGCGAAUCUCGCAAUGAAUGAGACCAAUCAGGAGCUGAUAAUGGCCCAGGGAGGUAUUGGACUCCUAGCCAGGACAGCUGAUGACGCUGAGGACCCCCAGACUCUAAGAAUGGUUGCCGGUGCUAUCGCAAAUUUGUGUGGAAAUGACAAAUUGCAGAUCAAACUAAGGGAAGAGGGGGGAAUCAGGGCGCUUCUUGGGAUGGUGAGAUCACGCCAUCCAGAUGUGCUUGCCCAAGUGGCUCGGGGCAUUGCAAACUUUGCGAAGUGUGAAUCACGAGGUGCAGCACAAGGUUAUAAAACCGGGAGGUCUCUUCUGAUAGACGACGGAGCUCUGCCUUGGAUUGUUGCAAAUGCAAACAAUGAUGCUUCACCAAUCAGACGCCACAUCGAACUUGCAUUGUGCCAUUUAGCACAACAUGAAGUAAAUGCAAAGGAUCUAGUUGCAGGAGGUGCACUGUGGGAGCUGGUGCGCAUAUCUCGUGAAUGUUCUCGAGAGGACAUUCGCAAUCUUGCUCAGCGCACUUUAAAUGCAAGUAACACUUUUCAAACAGAAUUGAAAAGGUUACAGUUGGUCUACUAAAAGUUUCAAAGUUAGGGAAGUUAAUGUUAUUUAUUUCCAAAUCUGACUUUACAUAUGUGUGUUCAGUCAGAGGUGGGUGUAAAUUAGAGAUUUAGUGAAUGUUCACCUUGACUAAUUCUUUUGUAUCAUUCUGACAGUCCGUGCUCUUACACAGUUUAACACAAAGCACACCUCACUUUUCCCGCAGCCAGGCCUCUGUCUUGUCCUUUUUAGUGUAGCACAUCUUGCGACGAAGUAAACCAUUGCUAACAACGGUUUAUAUGGCUUGAGUUGUACAAGAGUCAAAAACUGACAGCCAUGGACGUUUCAAUAGAGGACAAGCCAUAUGCUUCCUCGGAAGUUUGAAUCAUCUCUGUGUUGUCGGUUCAAUUUUCACCAAGGCUAACAAGCAGAUUCAGUAGAGGGUUUAAAUACAGAACGAACUGGCACGCUGAUUCUAAUAUUUCACGAGGCCGUAGCUUUUUGUACUGGCCUCUUGUUUCAAAAUAGUGUGAUAAUUGGAGUCUAAU
Molecule: messenger RNA, 4341 nt
Organism: Marchantia polymorpha subsp. ruderalis
Lineage: Eukaryota; Viridiplantae; Streptophyta; Marchantiopsida; Marchantiales; Marchantiaceae
Source: the annotation of a GenBank genome assembly